This is a messenger RNA of Alternaria ventricosa, 513 nucleotides long. RefSeq lists its product as uncharacterized. The transcript is spliced from 3 exons. The coding region runs from base 1 to 513 and encodes 170 amino acids. The record is from RefSeq and is a predicted model, not a curated record. NCBI's taxonomy places the organism in Eukaryota, Fungi, Ascomycota, Dothideomycetes, Pleosporales, Pleosporaceae.
AUGGUUAACUGGACCGCCGACAAAGAUCAGAUCAUUCUGAAGGGUAUCUUCAAGUUUCAUGAUAUCAAGAGCAGCGCGCCACUUCUCAAGUACCUAUCUGAAGAGAUCGGUGGCGACUGCACCCCCAAGGCCGUCUCCCACCGCCUCACCAACAUCCGCAAAGGCGGCACUACCCACGCCGUCGCCUCGCCAACUCGCGCCGCUUCCACACCCAAGACACCCCGUUCGAAGGCCAAGCCCGUUCUGCGCAAAAAGAAAGCCGUCUCCGAGGACGCCGACAGUGACGGUCCCCAAGGUCUCAUGGACGACGACGAAGUUCUGUCUCCGACUGCAGCGCGUGGCAAGCGCACGCUCAACGGCAGGCGUAAGCCUACUUACGAUGAGACCUCAGACAAGGAGGACGAGGAGGGCCAGGUCGAGGAUGACUACGUCCCGAUGGCUAAGCGGGUCAAGGAGGAGCCUGUUGAUGAGGAGGGUGUCGUUGUUGAAGAGCUCGUUGAGGAAGAGGUUUAA